Molecule: messenger RNA, 1783 nt
Organism: Rhea pennata
Lineage: Eukaryota; Metazoa; Chordata; Aves; Rheiformes; Rheidae
Gene: DMWD
Product: DM1 locus, WD repeat containing
Molecular function (GO): protein binding
Source: RefSeq, a predicted model, not a curated record
CGUUGCCACCCGUGCGGCUCUCCAUGGUGCGGCUCGCGCUGCCCCCCGCCGCCGCCGCCGCCGCCGAGGAGCCCGGCGAGGCGGCCGAGCGGAGCCGCGUCUGCUUCAACCUCGGCCGCGAGCUCUACUUCUACGGGGGCACCGGGCCCGGCGGGCGCGGGAGCCGGCGGUGCCUCGACCUCAACAAGCCCAUCGACAAGCGCAUCUACAAGGGGCACCCAGCCCACGUGCCACGACUUCAACCAGUUCACCGCCGCCUCCGACAGCAUCGGCCCUGCUCGUGGGCUUCUCGGCCGGGCAGGUCCAGUACCUCGACCUCGUCAAGAAGGACACGAGCAAGCUCUUUAACGAGGAGCGGCUCAUCGACAAGACGAAAGUCACCUUCCUCAAGUGGGAUCCCGGAGACGGAGAGCCUCUUCCUGGCCUCGCACGCCAGCGGCCACCUCUACCUGUACAACGUGGAGCACCCGUGCGGCUCGGCGCCGCCCCAGUACAGCCUGCUCAAGCAGGGCGAAGGCUUCAGCGUCUCUGCCUGCAAGAGCAAGAGCGCCCGCAACCCGCUGGUGAAGUGGGCGGUGGGCGAGGGCGCCCUCAACGAAUUCGCCUUCUCGCCCGACGGCCGCUACCUGGCCUGCGUCAGCCAGGACGGCUGCCUGCGCGUCUUCCACUUCGACUCCAUGCUGCUGCAGGGCAUGAUGAAGAGCUAUUUCGGGGGGUUGCUGUGCGUGUGCUGGAGCCCCGACGGGCGCUACGUGGUGACGGGCGGCGAGGACGACCUGGUGACCGUGUGGUCUUUCGCCGAGGGCCGCGUGGUGGCCCGCGGUCACGGCCACAAGUCGUGGGUCAACGCCGUGGCCUUCGACCCUUUCACGGGCGGCGUGGAGGACGAGGAGGCGGCGGCGGAGCUGAGCGGCAGCGACGACGAUGCCGCCGAGGCGCCGCCGCCGCGCUUCGGCCGGGUGCGAGCCAGCAGCACCCUCUCCCGCCUCUCCAAGCACAGCACCCGCAGCAGCCCCUCCGUCACCUACCGCUUCGGCUCGGCCGGCCAGGACACCCAGUUCUGCCUGUGGGACCUCACCGAGGACGUGCUCUACCCGCACCCGCCCCUCUCCCGAGCCCGCACCCUCACCAACACCUUCGGCGCCGGCCUGCCCGCGCCCGGCGGCAAGCCCCGCGGCGCGGCGACGGCGGCGCGGGGCUGCCUGCGCUCGCUGUCGCGCUCCAACAGCCUGCCGCACCCCGCCGUGACGGGCGCCGCCAAGAGCCCCGCGGCGCCCGACGGCGCCGGCACCGCCGCCGGCACCGCCGCCGCCCCCUUCAGCAUCGGCAAAUUCGCCACGCUGACGCUGCAGGAGCGCCGGGAACGCGCCGGCGAGAAGGAGCACAAGCGCUACCACAGCUUGGGCAACAUCAGCAAGAGCAGCGAGAAGCUCAACGCCGCCGCUCCCAAGGGCAAGCUGGAUACGGCCAAGGUGCUGGGCACCGCGCUGUGCCCCCGCAUCCACGAGGUGCCACUGCUGGAGCCGCUGGUGUGCAAGAAGAUCGCCCACGAGCGCCUCACCGUCCUCCUCUUCCUCGAGGACUGCAUCAUCACCGCCUGCCAGGAGGGGCUCAUCUGCACCUGGGCCAGGCCGGGCAAAGGCAGCCUGGCCUCGCAGAACGGCGCCUCGCCCAGCGGCACCGUGGUAUAACCGGCCCCGGGGACCGUCGACCCCACCCCUUCCUCCUCCUCCUCCUCCUCCUCCACGCCGGUGCCACCGCGGCGGGUGACUUUCGGGGGGGG